Fusarium vanettenii 77-13-4 is the source of this 1149-nucleotide messenger RNA. RefSeq lists its product as uncharacterized. The transcript is spliced from 2 exons. The record is from RefSeq and is a predicted model, not a curated record. NCBI's taxonomy places the organism in Eukaryota, Fungi, Ascomycota, Sordariomycetes, Hypocreales, Nectriaceae. The coding region runs from base 1 to 1149 and encodes 382 amino acids.
AUGCCUUGGGUCAAGGAUAGAGGGACUCAGGGCGAGAAGAAGUACGCCUGCACCGAGAGUCACGCUGCAUCCGACCGGAGCCCACAGAUCAACGCAACCGCCAGCCCAGAGGCUAUCAGCGACGCGACCCAGCAACCACAAGUUCACCCAGCCGAUGGUCACGGCGAGGACAGCCCGGGAUCUCUACUACCCCAGGAUAGCGGCACGGCAAAACAGGCAAAACAAGUCGGCAACGCAGCCGCGCAGGACUCCUCAACUCAUCAACACCGCGAGGCAGAGCCAGAGAACCAGGUCCCAGCAAACACUCACAGCGACAACUCGACCACCGAUAUUGAGGCCAGCAGAGAUCCAUCAAGCGACGGCUCUGACGAAGACAUACCUAUGCGAGAGGCAGAGGACUCCCCGACUACUACUCCCCUUGCAGGCUCUACCAGGCAGGCGGCCGCGGCCGACUCACGACCGGACCCGCUAAUCAAGCAAGAACCCGAACCGGAAGGCUAUGAUCCAGACGCGCUCAUGACCGGCGUCGAGCAACCGACGUGUGGCCGACAAGACCUACCCGAGGCUACAGCGAUCACGCCGCCGCAGGCUCACGAGAGUGAAGGUGGCCCCAAACCUGUCGUUGCCAAUGACCAACCAGCAGAAUCCCCCGGCCCAGAGGACAGCACGAGUCGGCUGGCUAGCAUAUCUACCCCCGUUGGGGACACGGCCACGCCGCUCCCAAUCACAAAUCCGGCCAGCCGAGGCGCUUCCUCCCACCGUGAGGACUCAGCCAGCGCACAGAUCAGCACACCGUCUUUAUCCAGCAUCACUACACUUCAAGAUCGAACCGCGCAACCGCCAGCUACGCUAAACCCAUCAAGCCAAGAUGGUGACGCGCAUCUCAAUAUACAAGACAGAUCUCACGACACGACACCUCAAGGCAGCGACAUGACCGAGGAUACAUCCCGCGCCACCACCCCAGAUACGCACCUCACAUCGCCAGGCACCUCGGUGCCAGACUCGCCGCCCCAAUCGACUUUAUCGGAAGCCGAUAUGGGAGAAAGACUGGUCGAAACGCUCGGGAGGAGUAUCAAACGGGACGAUUCUAUGCACAAGAUAUCAGUUCCCAACCUGCCCAUCGACCUAGAUUUAAUCAAGGCACAAUAA